GGGAUAAAAGCGAGGCCCGGCGCGCGCGCACGGCCAGUGAGUGCCAGGGCUGGGGCGGUGCGGCGGACAGCUGCAUGGCGCGUGGAGAAGCCCGGCGGACCGCGGCUCUGGGCCUGGCACUGCGGCUGCUGCUUGGCCUCGGACCGGGUCUGGAGGCCGCCCCGACCCCGGUCCCGAUCCGGUUCUUCGCCCAUAGCCCAGGCUCGUGCCCGCCCACCAACUUCCAGUGCCGCACCAGUGGCUUCUGCGUGCCGCUCCCUUUGCGAUGCGACGGCGACAAGGACUGCCCCGAUGGCAGCGACGAGGAGGAGUGUGGCAUCAAGCCUUGCGCCCAGGAUGGGCAGUGCCUGCCGCCCACUGGCAGCCCCUGCCCUUGUGACAGCGUCAAUGACUGCCCAGAUGGCAUCGACCAGAGCACUCGCCACAACUGCAGCCUCCAGCCCUGCCCGGCCGGGGAGCUCCGCUGCCUGCAGGGCGGUGACUGCAUCCCGCGCACCUGGCUCUGUGACGGCCAUCCUGACUGUCCUGGCUCUAGCGACGAGCUUGGCUGUGGAACCGAGACACCCCAGGAGGGGAAUGCCACAGCCGUGGGGACCCCUGUGACCCCGGCCACUGUCCUCGACCUCGGGAAUGCCACAGCCACCUCUGGUGGGAACUCAGUCCAGUAUGGAAACCGAAGCGCUUGUGGGGUUAUCGCGGCUGCCGUGGUGCUGAGCGCAGGCCUGGCUGCCAUCUUCCUGUUCAUGUUGUCCCGGCUCUGGGCCCAGGGGCGCCUGAACCACCCGGGGCUGCUGAUGGUGGUGAAGGAGUCCCUGUGGUUGUCAGAUGGGAAGACCUCGCUGAUGUGAGGACCGCUGCUGCCACCGCACCGCCGGGGCCCUGACAUGGCAGCUGCGGGCACCUCAGCCCUCGGACCUGGCCGCUUCCGGCCGUGCAGCACCGUGGACCUGAGCCCCUGCACGUGGCCCUGGGGGUCGUGGCCACCUGGACCCUCGCCCCGGACACAGGAAGCCUAGUAGUGGAAGCACGUCGCAGCUGGACCCUAGGGGCUGGCCCCGAGCUGCGCCCGGGCGUGGCCCCAACUCACACUCCUGCUGCCUUUGUCUGAGGGUGGUGAUUAAAGUUACUUUACAUCCUC
Suricata suricatta (meerkat) is the source of this 1138-nucleotide messenger RNA. RefSeq names its product CD320 molecule (gene CD320). The record is from RefSeq and is a predicted model, not a curated record. The coding region runs from base 75 to 848 and encodes 257 amino acids. NCBI's taxonomy places the organism in Eukaryota, Metazoa, Chordata, Mammalia, Carnivora, Herpestidae. Gene Ontology annotation, molecular function: protein binding. The transcript is spliced from 5 exons.